AUGGGCAGCCUUUCUGAUGUUCGCGUGGAGCCAAUUGCCAUUGUCGGUUCUGCAUGCCGAUUCCCUGGGGGAGACAACUCUCCAUCCAAGCUCUGGGACCUUCUCCGCUCUCUGAGGGAUGUUUUGAUGGACUUCCCACCAAGCCGUCUCCGGCUAUCCAACUUCUACCACACAGAUGGAGAGCACCAUGGUUCUACUAAUGUGACAAACAAAUCGUACCUUUUGAGUGAGGAUCCGAAUGAAUUUGAUGCAGCACUGUUCAAUCUCAAUGGCCUUGAAGCGCAGGCCAUGGAUCGGCAACAUCGGAUCCUUCUCGAAACGGUCUAUGAAGGGCUGGAGCGUGGCGGCUGCAGCCUGGACGACAUCCAAGAGACCAAAACAUCAGUUUUUGUCGGCGUGAUGAACGCCGAUUACUACGACAUCCAGCUGCGGGACACGGAGACUAUGGCUCGGUAUAACGCGACUGGAACCGCAAGAAGUAUUAUAUCAAACCGAAUUUCGUACUUCUUUGACUGGAAAGAAGCAUCUAUGACUGCUGACACAGCCUGCUCAAGCUCACUCGUUGCCUUGCACCAGGCCGUUCUUUCGCUCCAAAACAGGGAGGCCUCAGCCUCCAUUAUCGGAAACGCCCUUGCUCAUGGAAGUACUGUCGUGGUUGUCCCGCAGAGUGUCCGGGGGGGCCCUGUUGCGACAGCACAGUUGAUGCUUCAGGAGAAGGUUACUUUCAUGAUUGGGACGCCGUCUGAGUACCUGAUGCUCCUUCAACAUGGCGGUGACUACCUCCGUCAAAACAGGGACUGGGGACAUGCCUGUCUCGGUGGUGAGUCGGUGACAGAGCCACUAAAGCGUGAGUUCCGGCGCUUAUCUCCUAACUGUCCCAAUGUGACUGAUUGCUAUGGGCCAACGGAAACUUCCGCUGCUACUUCAUCCAACACGCUUGACCUGCACCGGGAUGCAGCCAAUGAAUAUUCGACGGCUGGAAGGCCGGUUCCCAGUUCGACUAUAUACAUCUUAGGUGGGAAUGGGGAACUCGUCCCACCGGGCUUCGUUGGCGAAGUAUGCAUUGGUGGUGUCGGGGUCGCCCUCGGGUACUGGAACCUGCCAGACCUUGACAAGCGAAAGUGUAUCCAUGACCCUUUUGCAUCUUCAGCAGACAGGCGCCUGGGCUGGAAGAGGUUAUACAAGACGGGCGAUCGUGGGAGGCUGGGGCCAGACGGGGGCUUGAUAUUUAUGGGCCGACUCGAUGGUGACACACAGAUCAAGCUACGUGGCUUACGGAUCGACCUCGAAGAGGUGGGCAACAGCCUGCUUCAAGUCGCCGCCGGACUGCUUUCAGACACGGUGGUGUCGGUACGGGGGGACCCAGAAUUCCUUGUCGCUCAUGCAGUACCGGCCAGGGGUCAAAAGGUGACGAAUAGCGAUCCCAAGUCGUUCAAGAAAUCCUUGCCGCUACCCCAAAACAUGUGUCCGGCAGCUAUAGUGUUACUUGAUCGUCUUCCCACCACUCCGAAUGGGAAGGUCGACUGGAAGGCUUUACAGGAUAAGCCUCUGCCUACUUAG
Aspergillus pseudonomiae is the source of this 1560-nucleotide messenger RNA. RefSeq lists its product as uncharacterized. Gene Ontology annotation, molecular function: fatty acid synthase activity. The record is from RefSeq and is a predicted model, not a curated record. Lineage: Eukaryota; Fungi; Ascomycota; Eurotiomycetes; Eurotiales; Aspergillaceae. Gene Ontology annotation, biological process: secondary metabolite biosynthetic process; fatty acid biosynthetic process. Bases 1 to 1560 code for a protein of 519 amino acids. The transcript is spliced from 2 exons.